UUCGUGGGUGAGCGAAUAACUUGUGUCGGUUUGGAAGCUCAAACGAAGCAUCCCACCGUCCCUACCCACUGUCAAUCCUCAUCUCUUCUCUUCUCCAGUACUUCUCUAGCUCUGCGCUCGAGGAGGAAGAAGAAAGGUUGAAGGAGGCACAGGAAGAAGAGGUGAGCGAUCAGAGAUUAGAAGGAAGCUAGGGAUGGGGAACUGUGUGUUUCGUGGGGUAGGGGAAGUGGAAGGGGUGAUCAAAGUGGUGACAUCAAGCGGUGGAAUCAUGGAGCUCUACGCACCUUUAACCGCAGAGUUCAUCACCAAUGAAUUCCCAGGCCACGGCAUAUUCCGAAGCCACGAUCUCUUCUCUCAGCCACUCAUCCACAACGAGGAGCUACUUGUUGGACAACUGUAUUACCUUCUUCCACUCAGCAUAACGACCCGUAGAAGAGAAAUAUUCCCCAGCGGUAUCAGAACCACCACCACCUGCGUCUCCUCCUCCUCCGUCGUAACGCCGCCGUAUCGGAUGUCAUUCGACAGCCAAGGAAUACUGAAGAGGUCCGAGAAGAGAGAGGUGAUGCCGAGACAACAAAACAAUAUCAACUACAGCACAGGAGUGUGGAAGGUGAAACUGGUGAUAAGCCCAGAACAACUAGCGGAGAUAUUGUCCCAAGAGACACGCACGGAGGCGUUGAUAGAGAGUGUUAGAACGGUGGCUAAGUGUGGGAAUGGAGCUGCAGUCUCAUCUGCAUCUAAUUCUGAUCAGUGGAGCAUCUCCAGUAGUUGGAAGGCUUCCUUCGACAGGCAUGGCUUCCUUGACUUCUAGCUACCUAAACCUCUCCAAACUCCAAUUAAACCUAACAAAACUCUCCAACCCUUGUGAGGAUUUCGAUUCUUUCUUUUUCCAAGUUUGUUCUCUUUCAGUCUUGAGUUCUCUCCUCCGCAGUAGUGAUAGCAUUGUGGUAUGUAUUGUAGAGUAAAAGAGUUUCCAAUUGUAGAAACCAUAGAAUGGCAAUCUUAAUUUGUUAACGAGUGUAGAUGGAUUAAUACAUUUAGACAGCUUCAUGUUGA
This is a messenger RNA of Macadamia integrifolia, 1056 nucleotides long. RefSeq lists its product as uncharacterized. The transcript has a single exon. The record is from RefSeq and is a predicted model, not a curated record. NCBI's taxonomy places the organism in Eukaryota, Viridiplantae, Streptophyta, Magnoliopsida, Proteales, Proteaceae. The coding region runs from base 194 to 811 and encodes 205 amino acids.